UUCAAACCAUUUAAAAUUAAGAAAAGAAAAAAUUAUGGUUCCUGCCAGAAGACAUAUAAGACUGUCAGUCCGAUGAUGAAGUAUGAAAUUAAAUCAUGAAUCAUGUUGGAUAGUAUUAUGAAAAUUUACAAAAACCUUUCAAGUCCGCGCCGCGCCGUACGUCAAGAGGCUGCUGCAGAAAAGAUGUUCUAGUCAGAUUGCACUCGCUUUCUGUGGCAAAUCCAUUUCGGUUUGGAUCUUGGGCAUUAUUUUGUGGCCUCUGCUAGAUACCGAACAGCUGACAAGUGGUACUUCUCGGAUAAUACUCAACAGAAAUGGUGAAGCGAUCUGCCCGUGCGGCAGGCCGACGGCCAGCCACUCGUCGCCGAGUCGAUCCUGUCGUCCAAAGCGAUGCUACCAGUGGGGACUCUUCGGAUGAAAGCGCUGCGGAAGCUCCACUCAACCAACCAACCGGACAGGAAAAUGACGAGGAGCGUUCUCAUUCCACUCCUGAACCUCCAAACCUCACUGCUGAAGAUGAACUUGAGACUGCUGAGGAUGCUGAAGAAGUUGAGAAAGAAGUAGAGAAAGAUACUGAAAAGGCUGAAACUGGUUUCGGCAGUACUCUGUCAGAUGACGCCAUGUCAGAUGAUGGAGGUGCUUCAGUGCACUCAAGUGAAGGAAGUUCUUUAGAAGAUCCGGAUGAAGACGGUCCCUCUACAGCAGCAGCUUUACAGAAGCUGAAUGCUUCCUUUGAAGAGCCAGCAUUUGAUCGUGACUCAGAUGCAAGUGACAAUGAGUUUGAUGAUGACUUAGAUGACACAGAUCCAUCACUUUAUUUUGGUGCGCCCAUCACUCUCAAUGAAAGCAUGCUGUCCAUAUUAACUUUAGCUUUCUCCCACAAUCUGUCAAGAUCUUGCUUGGAUGACAUUUUGCAGUUAAUUUCUAUUCAUUGCCCCCCAUCCAACCUGUGCACAAAUAAUCUACGGUUGUUCAAAAAGCAUUUUGCCAAGAGUAAGUCUCUGGUUGUUCGGCACUAUUACUGCACAACUUGUUUCGAAAGUUUAAAGAGUAAGACGCAAGUGUGUGGCCAGUGCAAUCAACGGAGAGGAGUUGCAUUCUUCAUUGAAGUUCCUGUGCUUCCUCAGCUUGAAGCACUAUAUGGCAGAGCGGGCUUUCACAAGUUGUUACUCCAAAGACUAAACAGAAAUAAGCAGGGAGUAAGUACUUAUGAUGAUAUAUACGACGGUCAAAUUUACAAGAAUUUGAGUGCCAGGGGCAACAUACUUGCUGAACCUAACAACAUUUCCUUCACCUGGUACACCAAAGGAGUGAGCAUUGCCAAACCAUCUGACAAUCAAAUUUGGCCAUUUUAUUUAGUGAUCAAUGAAUUGCCGUUUGUUGAGAGAUCUAAACCAGAAAAUGUGAUACUUGCUGGAAUCUGGUUUGGGCCUCGCAAACCUGUGCCUCAUCUUUUCCUGAAAGGAAUCCGAGAAGAUUUCCAUUCCCUGAACAAAGGGGUGCAGUUCAAGGUUCCCGAAAAGUCCGACCCUGUGUUAGUCAAAGGGAUCGUCAUCUGUGGCACCUGUGAUCUCCCCGCCAAAGCGUUGUUUCUCAAUUUGUCGCAUCACACCAGUACCUUUGGAUGCGCAAGGUGCAAGGUAAGAAGUGUCAAGGAGAACAAUCAGGGAAUAUAUAAGUUUCAACGGUACCCUCAGAAGAGAACUUAUGAUGAGACUAUUGUGCAUGCACAGAAAGCAAUGAAAGCAAGAAGAUCGGUGUAUGGAGUGAAAGGCACUAGUGCUUUAUCGUUUGUGCAUCGCCCUAUUGAAACAACAGCAAUUGACAUGCAUGACACAUACAUUGGAAUCUCAAGACUUUUGAACAAAAUUCACUUCAGUGAGGACAAUCACAAGCACCCAGCUUCCUUGUUUGGGUUCUUGCCGCUGUAUGACCGCCGGCUUUGUGCAAUCAGACCACCAUACUAUGUUGAAAAACUUCCCCGAUCCUAUGCUACUUAUGGAAGUUCAUGGGAUGCCUCUGAGCUGAAAGUUAAUUUGAUGAUGUAUUCUCUUCCACUGCUGCAAGAUAUUAUGUCUGUGUAUCAUUUUGAACAUCACAUGCUGCUUGUGUAUGGCUUGUACUUGUUAAACAAGGACUUUGUGACUGAGCAAGAUCUCGACUCAGCUACUGAAAUGCUUACAGAUUAUUGUAGUAGGUUUCAAGAUCUGUAUGGAAGUUCUUUCAUGACAUCUUAUGUUCAUCUACUCAUGCAUCUUUCUUCUGUUGUGAAGGAUUUUGGCCCAUUAUGGGUCACUUCAUGUUCUCCUUUUGACAGGCUGAAUGAGACAUUGAGAAAAUAUGCUCUAGGUAAUCAGCAAGAAGACUUGCAGGUUACAUCAGCUGCUUCACUGUUUCUGCAUGUGUCAAAACUUAAGCCUGUGCAAGCAGGUGCUGGAAGACCAGCUCAUGUGUUUUGUGAAAAAUUGUCCAGGAGUGGGAAGAAGCUUGAAGUUUCUUGUAUGUAUGGGCAUUAUGGUCUUGUGGGGAAACUUCACCGCACUUCCAUUUUGCCUGAAAUUGUGUAUGUUGCCCUUGCCCCUUUAAAAUUAAGUAGUCACAAUUUUUAUCUGUUUGACAGAAUAUUGAAUACUCGUAAGAACACACUGUUCUCUUCUGUUGCUUAUGAUGAGGGUUCUAAAAACAUUUCAUCUUGUGUCCGCUAUCAAAAGAAUAAUGGAGUAUUUUAUGGCAGAGUUCAUACAUAUUUGAGGGUUUCAGAUUGUGACUGCGAUGAUCUGUGCACUGAUUGCAACCCUAGUUUCUUUGCAAUUAUUCAGAAACUGCAUGUGCAGCCUGCAUACCGCGCAGAGCCAGGUGGAUUUAUUCCAUUCAUCCAUCGAUGUGCGGAUAUGAAUGAGUAUGAAGCGGUUCGUGUCGAAUGUCUGUCAUUUGUUUGCUUCUUGAUUGAAAUCGAGGACAGGCAUGAUGCGUUCAUUGUUGAACCUAUCACUACUGGCUGUGUUGAUUGAAAGGCACUUCAUGAUUUUUUUUUAGGCCUUUGCUUAUUGUGUUUUAUAUUUUCUGAAAGGAUUAUUUUAUCAAUAUCAUUGUAAUUUGUUUUUAUCAAGAAACCAAUUGUUUUAACUUUUAAGAGUCAUGUAGUAUUUUUUAAAGACGGCCUUCAAAAUAAAUGAUUUAAUUAUACAAAA
This is a messenger RNA of Thrips palmi, 3191 nucleotides long. RefSeq lists its product as uncharacterized. The transcript is spliced from 4 exons. The coding region runs from base 315 to 3011 and encodes 898 amino acids. Lineage: Eukaryota; Metazoa; Arthropoda; Insecta; Thysanoptera; Thripidae. The record is from RefSeq and is a predicted model, not a curated record.